This is a messenger RNA of Fusarium graminearum PH-1, 757 nucleotides long. RefSeq lists its product as uncharacterized. The record is from RefSeq and is a predicted model, not a curated record. The transcript is spliced from 3 exons. The coding region runs from base 92 to 262 and encodes 56 amino acids. NCBI's taxonomy places the organism in Eukaryota, Fungi, Ascomycota, Sordariomycetes, Hypocreales, Nectriaceae. Gene Ontology annotation, molecular function: zinc ion binding; structural constituent of ribosome. Gene Ontology annotation, biological process: translation. Gene Ontology annotation, cellular component: cytosolic small ribosomal subunit; ribosome.
ACACAAAAUUUCACGCAGCAAUCUAUCUCGAAAUCUAAACCAUCCCGCAACCCUUCGAGCUUUCGGCCUUCAACCCCCCAACAACGACACCAUGUCUCACGAAAGCGUCUGGAACUCCCGCCCCCGAAACUACGGCAAGGGCUCUCGCAGCUGCCGUGUCUGCAAGCACAAGGCCGGUCUCAUCCGAAAGUACGACCUCAACCUGUGCCGUCAGUGCUUCCGUGAGAAGGCCAAGGACAUCGGUUUCAACAAGUACCGAUAAACGAUCCACCAUCAUGACACCCGGUUUUCUCGUUUAAGGGAUGGGGGGAACUGCUAGAGAGCAGAGUAUUGUGUGGAAGGGGGUGAACUCUCAGCAGAAAGUCAAAGGCCUCGCGUUAAAAAAGCACUCGGAGGGCGGCCGCUUGGAACAGGAGUUUUAUGGCUUGCUUGGGUCCCUCAGGAAGAUCGUGCGUCUGACGAACAUCCUCCGAGGAUAGACGAAUACCAUUGCAUUGGACCUCGAAAUGUCUAUGUGUCUUGUCUUAUCCUCGCACCAUCCCGCAUGACCAACCUGUGGCCAUGGAGUGUAUCGGGUCAAUGUGAAAUUAUGACAAUCAAAAACUCCAUGUGAACCAUCGGUCCCCUUGCCCAUCUCGACACCUCCCUGUGAUCACGCCAUGCUAUCAUGAAACUCAGCGUCCGCAACAAGAGCGCCUAACCAACUGUGCAGCCCUAAUGGACGACUAAUAACAUGCCGCAACUCAUGUACUAGUUU